AUGCUAGACGAGAACCUACCCACUUUCUUUCUCAAGGCUACAGACAAAGCCAGCAAACACCUCGAGUCCUUUCUCUAUACUCAGAAUGGCUCCGAGCCCGAGGCACAGUAUGCGCUCACUCACGUCGACCCCGCAUCGAACACCGCGAAGAACACAUACGCUGUAGGUCUAUACGACUCGCACUAUCCUGAUGUGCUCUUUGGAGAGGUGAUGGCAAAGCCAGGAUGGUCACAUCCAACACUCUCACAAGAGGAGAUUCGCAGGAAUGGAGGAGUACCGCCUCCACCUGAGCCUAUCUUCCCCGAUCAGUUUGCGAUACAGCUCUACAAUCCUGAAACGCAGAUUAUUGUUAAGGAACAGAAGUCAAAAUGGAGUGGAACGCAGAGCUGGGAGUUCAGCAUACCUCAGACGACUUUUCGAACACCAAGCGCCUCUACUCUCGACCGCACGCAGAACGACCCUGCCGCCGAUGUCACCACACCACGAGUGAACUUUGUUUGGCGCAAAGAGGGCAGAUAUGCGAAGGACAUGACAUGCUAUCUGACUGGCAAGUCAACAGACUUGUUGGGAAAGAAGGCGAAAAAGAGCAAAGAGCCCGAUAUCGCUGUAGCUCUGUUCACAAUGCUGAAGGAGUUGACGAUCAUGGAACCGAAUCUCUACCGCAUUGAGAUUGAGGACUACAAAGGGCUGGAGGUGGUGCUCCUACUUAGUGCGGCUGUCAUCAGGGACUUGUUCAUCAACAAUCAGCGGGAGGCCUUUCACAUCGUCGACCUAGUUGGCCGCAAGAACAGCGGAGGCAUUCUGACACGGAAGGCUUCCUCGCCACUCGUCGGUCCUGGUAUCACUCCGCCCAUGAUGACACCACAACCUCCACCGCCACCGCCGUAUACCGGCCCUUCACAAUACCCGCCUGAGAAGAUUGCCCAAGCUUCGGCGGGCACAGCCCAAACUGCAGCAGCUCCUGUCGCAGCACCAGCUGCAGCGGUUGCAGGCAGUUUUGCCAAUCGUGCGCAGCGUUCUUCCUUGCCGCCUCUACAAACGCAAGCUCAGCAAACACCUCCUCGGCACCAUCAAUCCCGUCCUCCUUACUCUCAACAGCAAAACGCGAGACCGCAACAACCUCCACGAUCCCAGCAGCACCCCGCACAGCCGCAACGACCGCAACAGAGGACUGCGCAGCGCCAACAGCAGCCCACGCAAGCUCUCCCGCAGCAGCCGCCCCGACUCGAUCCACGCACACAAUGGGAAAUCGAUGCAGAGACUGCUCGUCUCAAGGCGGCAGUGGAGGCAGAAGCUCGGGAGCAGGUGAAGCAAGAGGAGGCAGCUCGGAAAGCGCGUCGCAAGGCGGAAGCUGACGAAGAAAGGAAGACACUGCAGUUCCUCGAGAAUGAGCGUAAGGCAAAGGAGAGAGAGGAAAAAGAACGUCGUCGCAGAGAGUCAGAAGUUGACAAGGAGACGGAGCGUUUGCGGAAGCAGUUCGGCGAUCAGUCGAACCUGCUAGGCUCGCAGCGCCCACAGCCCCAAUCGCAGCGUCACUCGGCUCCACAUGUUCACUUCCAGACCCAGAGGCCUGCUCAUUCCCGGCUACAGCAACGCCCGGCGCCGGUACCUGCGCAACCAGUGUUCGCCGCAGGACCUUACCUGCAACCUGGUGGGCACCGACCCACAACGAGCGCGAGCAGCCUUUUCAGCAACGGACUCCCGAAGCCUCAGAUAGAGCAGGCGCCUAUGAAGGCAAAGAAGAGCUUCUGGGGACUACGUUCAAACAGCGAGACCAACGCAGAUAAGUUGAAGAAGAAAAAAAGCAGCAUGUUCUAG
Molecule: messenger RNA, 1818 nt
Organism: Didymella exigua CBS 183.55
Lineage: Eukaryota; Fungi; Ascomycota; Dothideomycetes; Pleosporales; Didymellaceae
Exons: 2
Coding region: 1-1818 (605 amino acids)
Source: RefSeq, a predicted model, not a curated record